GGUGGGAGGGGGUGGGAGGGGCUCCGUUCCCCUCUCGUCGUCGCCGGCCGUGUGGUCGAACCGCCGCCGGGCUAAGCGAUGGGCACUCUGCGAGACCUGCAGUACGCACUCCAGGCCAAGAUCGAGGAGCUGAGGCAACGCGACCAGCUCAUCGACGAGCUGGAGCUGGAGCUCGACCAAAAGGACGAGCUCAUCCAGAAGCUGCGCAACGAGUUGGACAAGUAUCGCUCGGUCCUGCUGAGGCCCAGCGGGCUCCACCACCACCACCAUCAUCAGCACCAGCACCAUCAGCAGCAGCAGCAGCAGCAACAGCCUCAUCAGCAGCCUCAGCAGCAGCAGCCUCUUCAGCAGCAGCAGCAGCAGCAUGAUUGUGAAAUUCAAAGUGCAAAUCAGCUUCACGAUAUUCAUCAGCUUGACCAGCAGCAGCAGCAGCAGCAGAUGCUUCUGAAGGAUUUGAAGUUGGCUUGCGUUGCUGCCGCUGAUGAUGAUGAUGACGACGUUGACAUUGGUGGUUGUGGCGGCGGUGGUGGCAUUGCCGGUGACCUUGGUAACAUUGGAAUUGGCGUUGGCGGCGGCGGCAUUGUUGGUGGAGUGAUGGGUGGGACACACGAGGCUGUCGGGAGAGUCGGUGGAGGGAGCGGGGGAGUAGGACACGAGCCUCAGAGGAGCAAGAGACAGGCCAUCUCUGCCGAGCCCACGGCCAUCAACGUCCAGGACAUCGGAGGCGUCAAGCUGCCAUCGUUCCCAAAGAGCAUUGAGUCUCGGGAGUUGAUUCGCGAGGCGAUCCUGGACAACGACUUCAUGAAGAACCUGGAGCUGUCGCAGAUCCUCGAGGUGGUCGACUCCAUGCACCCGGUGGAGUUUGCACGCGGCAGCUGCAUCAUCCGCGAGGGCGACGUGGGGUCGCUUGUCUACGUCAUGGAGGAGGGCCGAGUGGUAGUCACCAAGGAGGGGGUGAAGCUCUGCACCAUGAGUCCAGGGAAGGUGUUUGGCGAGCUCGCCAUCCUCUACAACUGCACCCGCACGGCCACCGUCAAGGCCAUCACGAACGUGCGCCUCUGGGCAAUCGACAGACAAUGCUUCCAGACGAUCAUGAUGAGGACCGGCCUCAUCAAGCAGGCCGAGUACAUGGACUUCCUCAAGAGUGUGCCAUCCUUUCAGAAUCUGGCAGAGGAGGUGAUAAGCAAGCUGGCUGAUGUCAUUGAGGAGAUGCACUAUGAUGCCGGAGACUACAUCAUCAGGCAAGGAGCGAGUGGAGACACCUUCUUCAUCAUCAGCAAAGGGCAGGUGAAUGUAACGAGACAGGCCGAGGGGGUGAGUGACGAGCCUGAGCUCCUCAGAUCCCUGGGAAGGGGAGAUUGGUUCGGAGAGAUGGCGUUACAGGGGGAGGACGUGAGGACAGCCAACGUGAUCGCAAUGGAGCCAGUCACGUGCCUGGUCAUCGACAGAGAGUGAGUGAGUGGAUAGGCGCAGCAGUGGCUACGAGAUGUUAAUUCUCUCGCUUGGUCUGUAGGAGGUUCGCGGGUUAGCUCCCUCGCACGUGGAAGAAUUGGUUAGUUUUUGUGCAGAUGUUUAUAAUUAUUUUCAAUCAUGCCAUUAGUUGGAAUGAAAGUAAUCUCUUAAUAUAAACGGAGGGAUGUUUUUUUUUCCACAAUCAUUAGGUGUGUGCAGCUUGUAAAACCAGUUAAUUUGUACCGAUGAUAAAUUGGCAAAAAUUGAAAAUACUUGUCGUGGUGUCAGGACUCACGUUUGAGAAACCCACUUUAGACUCCGAGUAUAGAUGCAAACCAUUGGCGUUCGACAACAUAGCCGCUGCAAAAUCAGGGCAUUAGUGAUUUUGCUCAAUUAAGCACAGAUUUUUUUUCGUGAUACAAACUUAAAGUCCGUGGAUCCCGGACCCUGCGAGAUGUUAACGCCCUCGCCUGGAAACCAGGAGGUCAUCGGUUCAAUCUCGACCCUGACGAUGCCU
Messenger RNA from Petromyzon marinus (sea lamprey), 1969 nucleotides. NCBI's taxonomy places the organism in Eukaryota, Metazoa, Chordata, Hyperoartia, Petromyzontiformes, Petromyzontidae. The record is from RefSeq and is a predicted model, not a curated record.